Pecten maximus is the source of this 7457-nucleotide messenger RNA. Its product is annotated as ninein-like protein. The coding region runs from base 735 to 5135 and encodes 1466 amino acids. Gene Ontology annotation, molecular function: calcium ion binding. The transcript has 30 exons. Gene Ontology annotation, cellular component: centrosome. Lineage: Eukaryota; Metazoa; Mollusca; Bivalvia; Pectinida; Pectinidae. The record is from RefSeq and is a predicted model, not a curated record. Gene Ontology annotation, biological process: microtubule anchoring at centrosome.
ACACACACAGUUAUAGAAGACGGAUUAUCGCCGGGUGUGUAAUAGUCCGAUCUGUUUUAGAGGAUUGAUCCAAAUUAUAUCAUAUUGUACUGAAACAUAUUGUUGGAUAUUUAACUUCUGAAAAGUCUUCACCAGACCUUAAAGGCCUUGGAUCUGUGUCCCCGAAGGAGUGAUCGGUACCUUCCUGAAGGAGUAUGGUACCCCGUGAAGGAGUUUAGAAUUUUGUUUGAUCACCUUUGAUUGUCAAGCACUCUUCUCACCAUUUUAUAGAUUAAAGGUGCCGUUAAACACUGACAUUAUAUUGAUUUAUGGAUUUACAGGAAAUUUACUGACACAACGUUUUGUGUUAGAAAGGUUGUCACAUUUUAUUCUGCUACAUGUUGACACGAAGGGCAGACGGAUAGAAAGUGUUACCUGUUCAUCGGUAGGACAUGCACAUUGAUGGUAACAUGGACAUUACAUCCUUUAUCAACUGUUUUUAUGUCCGCGCCUCGUAAGAACUCCGAUAAAAAGGUUCCAAAUGUGUUAUUAUAGUGAUAGUGAAGUGUUGUGCCGGUAGUCAUACUGUAAGUUCAUUUGUCAUUGUAAGUGACAAUGGCAUUGUGACAAAAUCAAUUCUACGCUGUAAAAUAUAAAAAGGAAAGCGAGCAGGGGUUUAAUGUAGACAGUGUUUUUGGCUAUGGAUCACUUAGAUUUAAAUUCUGUGUGACUGGGUCCAUGAACGCUUGGUGAUCAUGUCGGAGGGUACCAAUAAGGAAUUAUCACCUGAUAUGGAGGUUCAGAGUCUUCAACCAGACAAGGACUGGGACACACAAGAGGAUGGCUCAAGGUCUUUACGGCAGAGCAAGGGAGAUAACCCUUUACGGGAGUCUGCAUCAUCGCUAUCUGAGGAAGAGAGGGAGAUGUUUGAGGCAGAAGGUCAGUUGAACCUGAAUAUGAGCGAGCUAGAACAGCCCCAGGAGCUGACAGAAGAGGACUACCUAUGCAAUAUCUGGCAGACCCUGGGGGUGGGGCAGCGAGGGUACAUAACUCUGUCUGACCUGGCAGCGGUGUGUGAUCACAUCGGCAUGGAUGAAAUGAAUGAUGAUGAACUACAGCAGCUAUUUGACAAACUGGACUCCGACGCAGAUGGAAAAGUAAGCUUUAACGAAUUUCUGCAUGGUCUGCAGCACAGUGCACCAGCCUGUCCCCCCACCCCCCGGUCACUUGGUACACCUACCCCCAGGACACACUCAGCGCAGAAGAAAAUCAAAGUGAUGGCGUCGGCAACUGCGGAGGAGAGACUGACACCAUCGAUUGUGUUGGGGACGGGUGUAUCUGGUAUCUUUACUACACUGGAUCCAACCAACACGGGAUUUGCCAUGCCAGACAAUAUCAUCGACCUGUGGGAAAAAUACAACGUCACAAACGGAGCAGACAUUCUUCUGGCACUAGGGUUUGACCUCAACACCAAGGUCAGUCUGUCAGAGCUGUCCUCUUACCUGGAGCAGGAACUCAUCAACUCUGACGACCAGAACGCUGUCUACCAGGCGGCACUUUCCUCAUACCAACAGGAAAUCAGACAUCUCAAGUCAACCCUGGAACAGUUUAAUUGGGAAACAGAAAAGUUAAAACAAGACUUGACCGAGGCCAACCUUAGAAACACCAAGUUAGCCAAGGAGGUUGACGAACGCCACACCCACAUGGAACAGAGUACAGAGAGAAAGCUCCUGACGGUAGAGAAGAAAUACCAGGAACAGGUGAAAAUGUUACAGAAUGAGUUGGAACAGGAGAGGGAGCAGUACAGCGCACAGGCCGCCACACAGAAAACCGUCCUGGAGGGAGAGAUGGAGCAGCUCCGACACGAGGACAGGAAGCUCAGGGAGAGCUUAGCUCAGGCUCAGAAGGAGAUUGAGAGAUUAGAGAGAGAUCUGAUUGAAUCAGUAGAAAAACGCACAGAUAUUCAAAAACAUAAUUCCCGCCUACAAAAGGAGCUACAAUCAGUAAACGACCUUCAGAGAAAGCUUGAUGAGUUUGAGUCCAUUGGGGUUCUCUCUCCAGACGAAAAGAAAGUGGCAGAGGAAAAAAUUGCGAGGGUCAAAAAUGAGAAUAAGGAUUUAAAAGACCGCAAUGACGAGCUUACUGCAGAGUUAGAGACAAUAAAACAGCAAUUUCCUGCCAUGAAGAAGAAGGAAGGUGGUGUUGGUCGGUCACCACGAGGGUUUGGGUCCCGUAUCCCUGUUAGGGAGGGGUCAUUAGUCUCAGACUACAUCAGGGCAGGCCGCAGGGGAGUCAGGUCGUCAAUGUCCUCAGAAACAUCCGAUGAUGAAACACAAUCGUCUGGGUCUACAGGCCUCACUCCUAACUACACUAAACGAACCCGUCGGAAACUUCCACAGGCUCCUGAUGAUGAGGAUGCUGGAAACUGGAUCAAACAUUGGGAAACACGUGUCAGUAGUAUACAAAAUGACAGAGAACUAAUAGAAAACCUUAAAAAGGAGCUUAUUGACCUUAAAAACCACAUGGAAAGGGAGCAUAAGGAGAUUGAGAAUACCUACAAAGAGGAACUCUCUAAGGUGGAGGAGAACCAUGGCAACCAGAAAGUUAUGUUAUUAAAAAAAUUUGAAGAAGAAAAGGGGAAUAUCUAUGAGGAAUGUGAGCAUAUCAAGCAAACAGAAUUAGCAACUCGACAACAGGAUCUUCAGACUCGCUUCGCAAAGGAAAAACAAGACAUCAUGGACAAACAUGAAUCUGAGAAAAAAUCACUAAAUCAGAAAUUUGUAGAAGAAAAGGAUGCCAUUAUUAAGAGCCUAAAAUCAGAGUACACUAAGGACCUGGAGACACAGAUAGCAGCCGUGCGGGAGGACUACGCCCGAGACAAGGCCCAAUUGGAGGCCUACAUCUCACAACCUGAUGAGUCCCAGCUACAGCAGCUGGAACAAGAGAAAGCCGAGCUCGAGGAGAAGCUCUUUGAACACCAGGAGGAGAUGGAGCAUCGUCUCGAGGAGGCGAGAACCAAGCUCAGGGCAGAAUUAGAAGAUUCCCGGGAGGAGGAAAUAUUGAAACUCAAGACUAAAUUUGAAAGUGAUUGUAAAAGUAUUCGGACAGAGAUGGGUAUGAAUUCCCAAAAUGAUUUUCAUAAGUUACAACUUCAAUUUGAGGAGGAGAAAUCUAAGUUAAGGACAGAUUUUGAAUCUGCAAGAGAUGAAGACAAGAGUGAGUUUGAUAUGCAAAUUUUGCAGCAGAGAGAGGAGCUGGAGUCAAGGUUUAAUAAACAGAGGGAAAAGUUGGAGGGGAAAUAUGAGGAACAGCUUCAGAGGCUGAAUGAGGAAUUACAAGCCAAGAUACAGGAAUAUGAAAACAGUCUCUCAGAGGGUGUCGAUGCUCUGAAAGGAAAGACAAAGGAGGACUUCUUUAACAUUCUGUCCAGCGAGAAGGAUUUGAUGGCGGUAAGACAGAAGGAAGAAGUGUCCCGAGGGAUAGAGAAUGAGAAAGUGGAGCUGGAGGGGCAAUAUACUGGACGCAUUCAGGAGCUGGAGAAAGCAUUUGCCGAGGAGAAGGAGGACCUCCGAGACAAGUAUGAGGGUCAGAUUGUGAGUCUCCGGAGCCAGCUGGACCGGCUCAGUGUGCGACUGGAGGAGGAAAGAGAAGCCAUGGAGGAGCGGUUUGAGGAGGAGAGGGAAACCCUUGAGCAGGAGCUGGCACGGACAAUUAAGGAGGAACUAGAGAGACACAAAGUGAGACAGAAUACAAGAUUUGAGGAUGAGUUUACCCAGCAAAUUGAGCAUCUCAAAAUGUCCUUUGAGAGUGAGAAGGCAGAACUUCAACGCCAGAUUGAUAUGUACCGGGAGGAGACUGAAGAACUUCAGAAAGAUCUGGAAAUGAAGGAGACAUCUGCUGGAAAAGAAGAGGAACUCCAUCUCACCAUUUCCACAUUACGACGGGAAAAACAGAUGGCAGAGAAGGCUCACAAGGAGACCCAGCAGGCUCUGGAGGAGAGUAAAUCUAGUCUGGAGUCACGGGUAGAGAGUCUUCUGACUGAGAGAGAGGAGGUCAUCACAGCAGCCAAGGCCACUGAAGUCCACCAAGCCAAGGAAUCGGUAGACAAGUUACAGCACUCUGUGGUUGUCAAGGAGAAGGUUGCCUUAGAAAAGGAGAUGUCUAAACUGAGACGAAAAGCCCUGGAGCUAGAGGUGGACAACCAGAGACUCAGUGCUCUACAGGAGACUGCAUUCCAUGACUGGGACCAAGAAAAGAUCGAGUAUGUGCAGAGAAUUCAGAAGCUGGAGGAACAGCUAAAGGAUAACAACUCUUCAGAAUCAAUAUCACCUCAUGCUCAGAGCGUGAUUGACAGUCUACGAAAGGAACGUGAUGACCUUGACAGUACACUGGCCUCGGCCAAAACUAAAUUACAGCAUGUUGAUGACACGGUCAAAAAAUUGACUGAACAGCAGAUGGCCUAUAACUCAGCAAAUACAACUAUCAGCUCGGAGAACAAGAAUCUGCAGGUCAAGGUCGAUGUGCUUAGCAACCACCUAGGGGAGACAUCUAGCAGUCUGGAUCGGGAAAAGGAAAAGAUGAUGGCACUUCAGUUAGAGAAAGAGCGACUGGAAAAUGAAUUAGCAAAGGUCUCCAGUCAUUUGGAAGACAUGAAUCAUAAACUUGCUGAUCACAAAGCUGACCAUGAAUCGGAGAUCAAUAAAUUGAAGGACAUGAACAGUAACUCGAUCGACCUUGAAAAGUUUACAAGGUUACAGGGAGAUUUGGUGGAGCACCAACAGCAACUGCGUGACCUCCACGAUGUCCUGGAGGCCAAGGAGAGUGAGAAGACCAAGGCUUUCAAAGAUAAAGAGGAGGAGUUCAAGAAAAUCAUGGAUGCUUUGGAGGAGGAGAAAACAAACUUGAGACGGAAACUGCGACUCACCCAAGAAAUGUUGGAUGAACAGUUAGAGAAAAUAAAAUCUCAUUACUCGGACUGUGACAAGCGAAAUAUGCUGGUGGUGGACUUAUACAAGGAGAAUGCAGAUAUGAUGGAGACACUUUUUAUGAUGGAGGAGAGGAAAAAGGAUGCGGUGUCACGUUGCUAUAAACUUGAAGACCAAUGUAAAGCACUCAGGAAGAUGCUUAAGAAAGUUGUCCAUGUAACAAUGACCUGAAAGGGGAGACCACUCCAGAAGAUCUGAAAGAAAACCGAUCCUUAAGCAGCUCAUGAUGUUGUGGCAAGCCUCGCCUUGCAUUUAUUUGCAUGGGUCUUAGGUAGAAGGUCAUGUAUCCUGGAGUGUACAAGGGUCAGCUAUCGGGCCAAGUGCUGGCUGUCUGUAGGAGAGAAAGGAUGGAAGUGGCUGUCCUAUGCCAAUAUCAAGAUCCUAUAGACUUCCCAUCAGGAUUACAAGGAUGUUUUAAAUGGUUACUAAGCAACAAGACCAAUGUGUUUCUGUGUCAUGCCUAUAAAGGCUGGAACAGAAAAUUCUAAGCUUGGCAUGUCUGACAGCUACCUUUUAAAAAUAUAAUAAACACAAAUGGCAGCUAUUAUUUUAAUUGAUUGAUAUGUUUGGGAGCAAUAGACUUGUAUAAAGCAUGUUUGACCUAUAAGUAUCAUGAGCCUGUUUUCUGUUGUACACAGCAAUGUAUGUAUGAAAAGUGAAAAACACUGGUAGCUGUUUUGUGUAAGCUAUUGAAGCAUUUUUGGGAAAAAUUCUUCAUGAUUUUAAAUGAAUGACUGGCAAUUACUUGAUGAUCAUGGCAACUAGAUACAUGUAUAUAUUUAUUACAUUUUGUCUAAAGUGAUCUUGAGAGAGAGAACAUGUUUGAAAUGUAUUGUACCUCUCGCAAUUAUCUAAAAUGUAUAUAAAACCCAUCUCUGCCUGUAGACUACAUAUGUAUAUACAUGUACGUGUUUAAUAAAAUAUAUGAUUUAUUUAAAAGUAUACUCGCAUGCAUGCAAAGUACAUGUACAGUACACUUAGUACAAAGUACGAGUGUGAAUAGACAGAUUGACGGAUAUUUGAUAUGAAUCAUGCAUCAGACCUAUAUAUAUACAUAUAUAUACAUAUAUGUACGAUAGUGCAUCUGUUGCAAUGGUGAUCAAUAAGUACGUAUCAUAUAUACAUGUAUUCAGGGAUGUAUGAGUACACAACAGACUCCCUCACCAUGAGAGAGUUGUAUAUAUAUACAAUUUGUUCUAGCUAUACCAUGCUUUACCUAAUAAGUGCUCUGUCAUGAUAUUUAAUUUCGUUGUUCUAUGCAGCAUUUUUUUCAGGUCUCAACAUAAUUCAUUGUAUUUACCCAUUUACAUUACAUUACAUGAAUUAACUUUCAUGAUAGAGCAUAUAGACAUUUCAUUGAAAUCAUUUAAUUUUCCAAUAUGAUUUAAAGCACUGUGGUAUUUAUAAGGUUAAGUAUGGUAUGUACAUGUGCAGCUGUGAUGCAUGAUGCAUGUUGCAAUUGAUAUUUAUUAUAUUUAUAGAUUGAAAGCAAUAUCUGUGAUACAUGUAUGAAGAUGAACCGGGUCCAGUAAUUGAUGCAAAAUGUACAUCGUGAUAUAUAUCAUUUAUACAAAUAUUUGUCAAUAUGCCAACAGUAUGUAUUAUAAAGGCUUCAUAUGAAGUAUCAUAGAUAGAUGUUUGUUUGAAGAAAUAUUUUUGUAUUUACAUUAAAUGUUGUAUAAAUAUAGCUGAAGAACACUUAAAGGAUUGUCACACGGUCUCAAGCAUUGUGACUCAGAUAUUUAGUCAUCUUUAUAGCUUUUUCAUAAACAAAUUCAUAUGUCAAUGUCUUGUGAUAAAAUAUAUAUCAUAUAUUGAGAAAAUAUUGGGUACAGAUUUAAAGGCCAUAAAAUAUAUAUCAAGAGGCUGAGAAAAUAGUAGUAGGGAUUUAUAAAGACCAUACAAUUUAUAUCAAGAGGCUGAGAAAAUAGUGGUACAGAUUUAUAAAGACCAUACAAUUUAUAUCAAGAGGCUGAGAAAAUAUUGGUACAGAUUUAAAGGCCAUAAAAUAUAUAUCAAGAGGCUGAGAAAAUAUUGGUACAGAUUUAAAGGCCAAAUAAACCUAAUUAUUUUAUCUAGCAUUUCCACAAUCUUCAGUCAUAUAUGUAUUUGUCCAUAAUUGUGAAAUAAAUUCUUGGUUAAAACCUAUUCUGGUAGAUGUAGACAUUAUGGAUUAUUGUCAUGUAAUACCUGCAAUUGGGGUUUUGUUAAAUUGCCAAUAUUGUGAAUUAAUAUAUAAUGUUACUUUCAUGUAUGUCUUGAGCAUGCAGCUAUUGGUGCUGUUCUGGAAAAUGUAUUGUUAUCAUAUACCACUACAACAUGAGUCAGACCAGUAUAUACAUUGGAUCAAUAUUCCUUGUCUAGGGAUGUUUCUCUUAAGGAUAUCAUCUUAAAAUGAUGUGCAAGUCUUUGCAGACAAACAAAAUUGUGAAGACAAUGUUAUGCUUUCACAAUUGUUUAUUGGUAAAUUAAUAAAUAAAAUAUAUAAAUAAC